AUGUAUCCGAACUUCGGAUUCCUCUAUCUAUGUCGCCGCCUUGAUAAAGAGUGCUAUUUUCGGGCCGCUCGACCUCGUUACAACCCCGAUAAGAAGGGGACACGAGUCGAGGCUCUCGAAGCCAAAGUGGAUCAGCUCUUAGCGCGAGUCGUUAAUAGCCAGCACACUAAACACCAGCCUGAUGUUCCUUUAGCCCUGUCUGACCCGGAACUUCAUUCCAUCCCAGAUAACCCCCGAGAUGUUAUUGAUCGCGGGAUUGUGAGAUUUGAUGAUGCCGUCACUCUUCUUGAAUCUUUUCGGGAAACCUUGAUGCCAUGUUUUCCAUUUAUCUAUAUCGCACCGGAAGUGACGCUUGCUCAGCUGCGAGCGGAGAAACCGCUUCUCUUGCUGGCUAUCCUCAAGGGCUCAUCAUACAAAAAUGCAGCCACUCAGCAGAUAUUGGAAGAAACAUUCCAAACAGCAGUUGCUGAUCAGAUGAUCUUCGCCCAUAAUCCAUCCAUGGACGUAUUGCUAGGACUCCUUGUGGCUUUGGCAUGGUUACAGCAUCAGUCUCAGCAUGAAAGAUUUUCCAGCUACCUUCAUCUUGCUUGGAGUAUAGUCGGUGAUUUGCGGCUUGACCGGUUGUCGGAAACCCAAUCAUUCUAUUCACGGAUGGCUAUGAGCAAGGUCUCUUCAGAUGAAAACAGUAGUAGACACUCGGUGAACGAGGGAAGACGAGCUCUGAUUGGAUGUUACGUGCUAUCCUCAUCUCGCUCGACAAUAUUGCAAAAGGAUCGCAUGAUAACUCGGCUGUCAUAUGUUGAGAAGCAUGCACUUGAAUUACUAUCAAAUGCUGAGAUUGCCAGUGAUCGCUGCUUAAUACAAUUAGUAAAAUUACAACAAAUCUUUGAACGGAUCGAUGAUGCUGUGGUCACUACUGCGAAUCCAGUACGAGAGGUUGAUAUGCAUGCAUUCCAAACCGAAAUCAAUGAGUACAGAACGACCUUGUCGGCAACGUUUUCGAACAAUUCCCUACUACAAUUUCACCUACACACUCUACAAUUGUUCCUAUGCCAGGCUUGCUUAUUUGAUAAACAUGAAACAGCCAACUAUUCGGCUUCGUCCGCGCCUCGCUCCCAUGCAGACUCAGGGCUCUCACCACAUCUCCAAAGCGACCACCAACCGUUAGACUUAUCACCCUUCCAGGUUGAAUUUCUCAAUCGCGGCAUGACUGAAGCAAAGAAAUUCUUUGAUUACGUUUUCACAUUCGCUCCGGAUACUUUUCGACUGAUCAGCUAUACGCAAUGGCUGCAAACAGGUUUUAACUUGGUCCUAGGCUGCAAACUGGCCGUCACGGGGGCAAAAUACGCCCCACGCAAUCCACAUGUUCGUGCCCUAUGCUCGGCUUUGGAUAUGCCACACAUUCUGCGGGCCGUGUUGCAAAGGAUCCAAUGGCUCAGCAAGGACAGAGGGACUGUAGAUGGGAAACAGCACUCCAAAUACUUCUACGAGGCAUGGCUGUGGCAUAUUCUUGAAUGGUUCGAGCAAAAGUAUCACCUGGUGCCCUCUGAAGAUACGACCCAAAUACCUACAGGAUUACCCGAUGGCGGCCUCGGGCCGUCUACUUUGGCCAACAGCGCAACCUCGCAGGAUGUCCCCCUGAUGGGUGAAAAUUAUGGCGCCACACAAGUAGCACAGGUAGAUGAUACUGCCUUAUGGCCGGACUUCCUCUGGAACAUAAGCACGGAUGACAUACUCAAUGGGUAUAUGGGGUUUCCGGAUAUGCCGUAUCCCACAUUACAGCCUGGAUAUGACGUGCCACUGCCAUGA
This is a messenger RNA of Penicillium robsamsonii, 1809 nucleotides long. RefSeq lists its product as uncharacterized. NCBI's taxonomy places the organism in Eukaryota, Fungi, Ascomycota, Eurotiomycetes, Eurotiales, Aspergillaceae. The record is from RefSeq and is a predicted model, not a curated record. Gene Ontology annotation, cellular component: nucleus. Bases 1 to 1809 code for a protein of 602 amino acids. Gene Ontology annotation, biological process: regulation of DNA-templated transcription. The transcript has 6 exons. Gene Ontology annotation, molecular function: transcription cis-regulatory region binding; DNA-binding transcription factor activity, RNA polymerase II-specific.